UUAUUUUUAAAAAAAACUUGAAGGAUCUUUUCCAAUCAAUUUGCCUGAUUAAUUCCAAAAAGAAAGAAAAAGAAAAGAAAAGAAAAGAUAUCGAAUAUGCAAACAAAUACUCGUAAUGAAAUUAUGGAAAAAUUAUAUAAAUGUAAUGCUUAUAAUGAAUUAAAAACAAAUAAAGCACGUAUUGAAUAUUUAUUGACAAAUGUUAUUGAUUUUGAUCAAGCUAAAUCGGUUAUCAAAUCAACCAUCGAUAAUACACGACAAAAGAAUGGUAAAAAUUUAAUUAUGGCAAAAAAUUGUAAAAUUGAAGCCGAUUUUUAUCUACAACAAGUUUCAUUGGGUAAUUUGGAUGAUCGUUCCAAAAAUCUAAGUCGUGCAUUAAAAUAUUAUACACGUGCAAUAUUAUAUAUGCCAAUAUUGGAAGAUAUAAAAAUGGCUGCACGUCUUUUUGCACGUAAAUGUCAAGUACAUUUACAAUUGGAUGAAAAUGAAGCAGCACUUUAUUCAAUUCGUAUUGCAUUAGAUUUAUUUGAAAAAUAUGGUAAUAAUUCAAUACCAUCAUCAAUUAUUUUCAAUUAUUCAAUAUUGGAAGUAAAUUGUUUAAAAUUAUUAUCACGUUAUGUUGAAGCAAUGGAAUCGAUUGAUCGAAUGUUGAAUCGAAUGGUCGAAUCACCUGAAUCCAACAACAACAACAACGAUAAUGAUAAUUCGAAUACAGUAUCCACUGAAGAAUUAUUAAAAAUGAAAAAAAAUAUUCAACAAUUUGGUAAAAAUAAUAAUGACAUUAACAGUAAAAACCAAAAAAAUGAAAAUGAAGAUAAAAAUGAUGAUGAUAAUGGUGGUGGUAGUAAAAAUGAUAGUGAUUUUUUUAGCUAUCGUUUAGAUGAACGUGUUAUGAUACAACAAUCACCUGUUGUUGGACGUCAUUUUGUUGCACUUACGGAUAUACCUGAACGUCGAAUAAUAUUGGAAGAGAAACCAUAUUCAAUUGUAAUUGAACAAGAUUAUUUACAUAAAAAAUGUUCAAAUUGUUAUCAUGAAUUAUCAUAUAAAUUUUUUCCUUGUUUAUAUUGUACUGAAGUAGUAUUCUGUGAUCAUACAUGUUUUGAACAAUCAUAUCAACAAUAUCAUCGUCAUGAAUGUGGUAUAUUAUCAAUAUUAAAAGCAUUAACAUCAGCUUCUGUACAUGUAUUUCGUAUGAUGUCACGUUUAACACCAAUUAUUGCCUAUCAAACUGAAAAUAAUGAUGAACUAAAAGAUUAUUCUAUUGAUGAUUAUUUAAAAGAAAUUAAUCAACGUUUAGUACCGGAAAAAGAUAAAACAAUGGAUGAAAAAAUACGUGCAUAUAAAAUGUCAUCAAUAUUAUGGGAUCAUAAUUCAAAACAUUCAACAUGGGCAAAUGUACAUCAUAUUGUAUUCGGUGUUGAAACGGCAAUUAUAUUGGAUAUUGUACAUAAUAUGUCAUUGGAAAAGAAUAAAGAAUUUAUGUUUAAUUUUAUGGAUACAAUUAUUGUCGAUAUUCGACGUAUUAUAUUCAAUGUUUUUGGUUGGCAUGAAUAUUAUGAUGAUUGGACAUUACGUGGUCAUAUUGCUAAUUGUCAAUGUUUAGUUGGUUCAUUAGUUAAUCAUAGUUGUGUACCGAAUACAAAUUGGGAAUUUAAAAAUGGACAAAUUAUUUUUACAACAAAUCGUCCAAUAAAAAAAGAUGAAGAAAUUACUAUUACAUAUGGUCCGAAUAAAGAAAUGCAUUAUGAUCGACGACAAGAACGUUUAAAUCAUUAUUUUUUUGCAUGUCGUUGUCAAGCUUGUUUAACCGAUGCACGUAAUGGUUAUGCAUUAAGCUGUAUACAUUGUAAUGAUGGUCCUGUUCCAUUUGAAGUACCAUUAAAUAAUGAACCACAAUUGUCUGGACAAUGUAUACUUUGUUUUAAAAAAUAUCCAGAUUUUCAAUCAAAUAUUGAUGAAUAUAAAAAAUGUUUAGAUCAUUUAAGACAAAUUAGUCAAAUUAUACCAUUACAUCAGGAUCUAAUAUUAUUGGAUAAAGCAAAAGAAAUGGCUAGAAAAUUGGCAAAUCUUUCCAUAAUACCGAAUCCAAUUGUUAGCCGUGCAUUAUUAUUAUUUACAAAUAUUGUUAAAAUUUGUGAUAAAUUAUUGGAUUAUGGUGAAAAAUUACAACUUUGUUUAUUGGUUGAUUCAUUUUUACCUGGGACAUUUGAUGAUUCGGCUAUCAAUCAAAAUGAUGAUGAUAAAUUGCUGGAAAAUCUUAAUUAUUGGUUUGAAUCAUUGGCUGAUUAUAUUCGUUUUUCGGAAAGACAACCACAAAAUAGUUCAUCAUUACCAAAUAGUGUUGAAUGUAAAGCAUGGAUUUGUUUGAAUAAUUUUAAAAAUCGUUUAGAUUCUAUAUUGAAUGGUUGUAAAAAUAUGGAAAAAAAUUUCAAUAUAACUAAUGGUACUGGUACUGGUACUGGAACUGGUGGAAAAACAAUAAUCAAUACGAUUAUUGAUAGUAUUUUUGAUAAAUUAAAUGAACAAUUUAAAUGUUUAAAAAUCGCCGCACAUAACGAUGAUAAUGACAACGAUAAUGAUGAUGAUUUUCAAAACAAUAAUGUUGAAAUGUGUAUGGUGUGA
Messenger RNA from Dermatophagoides pteronyssinus (European house dust mite), 2625 nucleotides. RefSeq lists its product as uncharacterized. Lineage: Eukaryota; Metazoa; Arthropoda; Arachnida; Sarcoptiformes; Pyroglyphidae. The record is from RefSeq and is a predicted model, not a curated record. Gene Ontology annotation, cellular component: nucleus; cytoplasm. Gene Ontology annotation, molecular function: histone deacetylase binding.